Molecule: messenger RNA, 1194 nt
Organism: Vanrija pseudolonga
Lineage: Eukaryota; Fungi; Basidiomycota; Tremellomycetes; Trichosporonales; Trichosporonaceae
Exons: 1
Coding region: 1-1194 (397 amino acids)
Source: RefSeq, a predicted model, not a curated record
AUGCUCGACGCCCUCGCCUACCCGCACAUCUUUGACGCCGUCCUGUCCUACAGCGGGUGGGACGCGCUGCUGUCCCUCCGGCCCACCUGCACGAGCGUGUGCGCGCGCGUCGACGCCAUCCUGGCACAGCACAUCGCCUUCACCCCGGAGGGGUGCUACGCCGUCGCGACGCACGGCGUGAGCCCCGCCGCGCCGCUCCCGCCGCGGCCGGCCAAGAUUCUCGCGGAGAAGCUGUACGAGCUCGAGCUCAAGCCCCGCCCCGGGCGGCCAGCGAAGCGCAUCAAGGUAGGCGCGGAGCAGGUGCGCACGCUGCUCAAGAUCCUAGCUGCGGGCCCGUCGGACGAGUGGGACGUCGUCGUGCACCCCGUCGAGGAGGAGGACGACGAGGACGGCUGCUUCCCGACGCAGCAGGGGAGCGCGCUGCGCCGCCUGCCUGUCGCCCGAGCGCGGCGCGGCGCCGACGGCGACGACAACGACCGGCGCGCGCGAUACCUCGCCGCCAUUGCGCACACGGCCACGCUCGACAGCCACAUGCAAGGCCUGGCCAUCUACCCCUCUGGCCGGAUGGCGCUGGCCGCCGAGCUGCCCCGUGUGCAAACUGUCCGGUGCCACGGCGCAGCGGUGUACAACGCGAUCCCGACCACGCUCGUGGUGUUCGCGCACGCCCAGCCCGGCUUCCAGAAGCCGCCCCGCCUGCGCGCCGGCGUGCCGGCCAUCAAGGCUGGCGUCGGCCGAGUGGUGCUCAACGUCCGCGUACCCCCUGGCGGGGGCUCAGCGCGGGUCGACACGCUCGUGCUGCCCCCGAGUGUGGGCGAGGUCGUCGUGCUCGUCGGCGAGGGAGGCGAGCGGGUCGACAGCGCGGUCGACACGCCGCUCCGCCUCCUCGACCAUCUCGUGCAGGGCCUCGUGCCCAAGCUCCUCAGCGUGCGCUACACGCUCGUCAGCGCCGAGGGGUGGGACGCGGCGUGGGUCCACGAGGCGUCAGCUGCGGGCUCGUCUGGCGCCACCAAGAAGAGCAGCAUGCCCCAGCGUGUGGCGGGCCUCAUUCGUAACCAGGUCGACAACUACGGCGGCAGCAGAGGAUGGACGCCCGAGAUGAUGGCCGCGGCUAUCGCCAACGUCGAGUUCGUGCCCCUCGGCGCGUACCGCGCGCGUGUGGGCGAGGAGGCCUUUCGCCUCGAGACGGUCGCAUAG